AGCCUCAGGGGGACCUCCGCCCUACCAAACCACUGAACCCCCCUUUGGAGAAGGAGACAACCACCAGAGCAAAAUGAGCAACAACGUGGAAGCCAAAAUUGCAUACAAUAAUAACUACACUAAACUAAGCACUGGUAAUCCUUCAGUGUACCGACUGAAUCUAAAGGACAAAGGAAGAGAUGAUCUUCACAAAAAAGACUUUGGUUCAGAUAAUUUUAAUCAACCAAACAAAACAAUAAUGCUCCUGGGUGCCACUGGCUCAGGAAAGAGCACUCUCAUUAAUGGCAUGAUCAACUACAUACUGGGAGUGGAGUGGAGUGAUUCACACAGAUUUAAACUGAUCGAUGAACAGACCAACAAAACACAAGCUGAGAGCCAGACUUCAGAAGUUACAGCAUAUCAGAUUCACCAUCAAGAUGGCUUCCGAGUUCCCUAUUCAGUCACGAUCAUCGACACACCAGGGUUUGGAGACACAAGGGGAAUCACACAAGACAAGAUGAUCACUGAGAAGAUCAGGAAGUUCUUCUCAGAUGAUUAUGGCAUUCUUGGCCUUGAUGCUGUUUGUUUUGUGGUACAGUCAGCUUUAGCUCGACUAACCCAAAGCCAGAAAUACAUUUUUGAAGCUAUUCUUUCCAUCUUUGGAAAGGACAUUGCAAACAAUAUCACCAUUAUGAUCACCUUUGCUGAUGGGCAGAAACCUCCUGUACUCGAGGCCAUUAAAGCUGCUGAUAUUCCUUGUGCAAAAAAGGAAGAUGGAACAUUUCUUCAUUUCAAAUUCAACAAUUCUGCACUUUUUGCUCAGAAUAAAGAGCUGGACGAUGAAGACAACUUUGAUGAAAUGUUCUGGAAAAUGGGAAAAGGAAGCAUGAAACGAUUCUUUGAUCACCUGCAGAAAAUGGAGACCAAAAGUCUUCAGCUCACAAAAGAAGUUCUGUCUGAACGCAAAAACCUGGAGGCAGUAGUAGCUGGAGUGCAGCCACUCAUCCAAACUGGUUUGAACAAACUUGAGGAAAUCAAAACGACAGCAGCAGCACUGGAACAGAACCAAACUGUCAUAAAGGAAAAUGAAAAUUUUGAAUAUGAGGUUGAAGUAGAAAAGAGUAAGAAGAUUGACCUUGAAAAGGGUGAAUUUGUAACAAAUUGCCAUGCCUGCAACUACACCUGCCAUUACCCAUGUGGAAUUCCAGAGGAUGAAAAUAAAAGCCAUUGUGCAGCAAUGACAAAUGGCAGCUGUACAGUGUGUCCUGGUAAAUGCAUCUGGAAUGUGCAUCAUAACAUGACAUACAGAUUUGAAACUGAAAAAGUAAAAGAGAGAAGGACAUAUGCAAAUCUAAAAAAGCAAUAUGAAGAGGCUUUGGGGAAAAAUAUGUCAAUAGAGAAAAUCAUUAAGCAGUUGGGAAUGGAAUAUGAGUAUGUACAAGUUCAAGUCUUGGAGCUGAGUGAGAAACUUGCCAAAAGCCUGGCGCGUCUGAAGGAAAUUGCUCUUCGCCCAGAUCCCUUGACCACACCAGAUUACAUUGAACUACUGAUUGAGUCUGAGAAGCAGACAGCCAAAGAAGGGUACUUAAAGCGCAUUGCUGAGUUGGAGGAGAUAAAGAAAGGUGCUGUGAUUCUGCAGAAGGUGGAGAAGGGAGAACCACUCACUGAGCAGGAGUACAGUUAUCAGGAAUUCGUCAGAACAGCAGUUCAGAAAUUUAAUGGCAUAUUUAAUAUUAAACAAUGGUUUUUAAAUAAAUAUGAAAAAAAUUGGGGGGGGGGGACACGACACACAAAAUUGGAAAACUGGAAAAAGAAGCACAGUUGUAUAGUGCUAGAAUUAUGUGGUACCUGAGAGAACAGGUACUUUUUGCAAAGAAAAAUACUUAAAGUUUUAUUUGUUAGAGUUUAUUUCGAUCUUAAAGGUGGCAUAUUAUGCCCCUUUUCCAUAAGUUGACACAGUUCCCUCAGGUCUUAAUGAAAUGUCUGUGACGUACUUUGGUCAAAAUACUACAAAGAUAAAGCACCACAGCACCUUCUCACCCUGUCGAAACAGCCCUGUUCAAAAUGGCCGAUUUGAGUGACUGUUCCUUUAAAUGAUAAUGAGCCACUGCUCACCCCACCUCCCUCUUCUGCUGGCCAGUCAGGUAGCACUUUCCUCAUGACUCUUCAUUCGGAAAAGCAGUUCUCAAUCCAUGAGUGGAGAUACUCAGAUGAAGGGGCGGUAAAAUUCUAAUGAGCUCCUCUUGUGACAUAGAAAGGAGCUCCAAAUCGGCACAGUUUUCUGAAGCAUGCUUUCUGAAAUAGGCAGAACAAAACAAGCUGACUGGGUCGUCUUAUUUCAGAGUUUGUGGGUUGGUCGGAACGCCAGAUACCCAAAUGUAUGCGCAGAAGCACUGAAAAAGUGAGUUUUUCAUAAUAUGUCCCCUUUAAAUCAAGCUUAAAUUCUGAGUUUAUAUAUCAGGUGAUUAAAGUCAGAUAAGUAUUUUCUUUAGCUUCAAUAUUCCUACUUUUUACUAUUUUACUUUUGUUUUUCUUGGAUUAAAGUAAAUGGGAUUUUUUUUCUGCUUAAGUGCAAGUAUGUUACUACAGCAUAGUAUCUACAGCAAGGUCUAAAUACAAGUGACAAAAGAAGUUUGAAUUUAAUGCAUUCUGAAGAUCAUUUACAUGUUUUGUUAAUUAAAUAGACAAAACAUUAAACUGUUUUUAUUGUAUCUUCUCAUUAUACAAUGUAUACAAAAUCACACAAUGUAUAAAACCACAAGAAGGGUUUAAGAUCAAAGAAACCCACUGACUUGUAUGACAGAGUGACAGAAUGGCUGAAAACAAAAUCAGGAAACUAGAAUAAGCAGCACAGCUUUGCAGAGCUAGAAUACUGUGUUAUCUGAGAGAAAAAUGAUAUAAAUCAAUUUUCAUUUUACAAAGAUACAUAUUCAGCUUUUUAUUUGUUCAAGUUUACUUUGAUCUUGAAUCCAGUUUAACUUCUGAGUGUAAACAUCAAGCAAUUAAAGUCAGUAAGUCUUUUCUUUAUUUUUAAUUUUCCUAUUACUUUUGUUUUACUUAAAUUAAACAAUGUUUUUUUUUUCUUCCGGUAACUGUAUGUUACUACAGCAUACUGUGGAGAGCAAGUUCUAAAUGCACGUCACCAAUGAAAAAAGAAGAUAUUGCAUUCUGGAACUCAUUUGCAUGUUUUGUUAAUUAAGUAGAUACGAAAUUAAGAGUUUUUUCUGGUUGUGUCUUAUAUAGUGGAUACAAUGUUUUUGCUGUAAUUGUUCAAUAAAA
Messenger RNA from Neoarius graeffei (lesser salmon catfish), 3258 nucleotides. RefSeq lists its product as uncharacterized. The coding region runs from base 74 to 1831 and encodes 585 amino acids. The transcript is spliced from 2 exons. Gene Ontology annotation, molecular function: GTP binding. The record is from RefSeq and is a predicted model, not a curated record. Lineage: Eukaryota; Metazoa; Chordata; Actinopteri; Siluriformes; Ariidae.